GGGAAGAUUACCUCGUCGAAAAUUUCUCCGAUAAAAACCUAUUUUCAUGAUGGAAAGUGACCGUAUAAUCCGAUUUCACUGGGCCGAUUACCUUCUGUUCGGUCUAGUGCUUCUAGUGAGCGCCGCAAUCGGAAUUUACUAUGGCAUUAUUGGCUCAAAACAACAACAAACCACCAAAGAUUUUUUUCUUGGUGGCAGAAACAUGAAACUUUUGCCAGUGACCUUGUCUAUUUUAGCCAGUUUCAUGUCAGCAGUGUCGGUUCUGGGGACACCGUCUGAGAUAUAUUCGUUCGGGACACUAUACGUCAUGCUCUUCAUAUCAUACUUCAUAACAUUUCCGAUAGCAGCCCAGAUCUAUCUACCGAUGUUCCACAAAUUACAGUUGACCAGUGCUCAUGAGUAUCUUGAGCUGAGGUUCAACCGAGUCAUAAGAAUUCUUGUCUCUGCCGUGUUUAUUCUCCAAAUGCUUCUGUACAUGGCAAUAGUGAUAUAUGCUCCAGCUUUAGCAUUUAGUCAGGUGAGUGGCCUGCCGAUGUGGGUGUCCGUCUUAAGCAUAGGGCUCGUCUGUACAUUUUAUACAGCGCUGGGAGGCAUGAAGGCUGUGAUGUGGACCGAUGUCUUCCAAAUGUUGAUUGUCUAUGCUGGCCUGCUUGCUGUUGUCAUCCAAGGAGUAAUCAUGAUAGGUGGCUUUGGUGAGGUGUGGGACCGAGCCCUGGAGGGUGGGCGAAUCAAGUUCAUAGACUUCAACCCGAGUCCAUACGAGCGCCAUACUCUGUGGACCUUGGUGUUUGGUGGCACGUUCACAGUCCUGUCAAUAUAUGGCUCCAACCAAGCCAUGAUCCAACGAUACCUUAGUAUGCGCAAGCUAGAAGAUGCUCAAAAAGCGGUGUACAUUGCCAUGAUUGCGACAUUCCUCUUUUUGGUCCUGUUGUGUUUGACGGGAGUCGUCAUGUACGCGUAUUAUCACGGUUGUGAUCCGAUUAAACAGGGUUUGGUGACGCGAGGUGACCAGCUUCUUCCAUUAAUGGUGCUAGAAGUGCUCGGAGUUUACCCCGGGUUGGCUGGAUUGGUGAUGUCAUGUGUCUUCAGUGCUGCAUUAAGCACUGUGUCUUCGGGGGUGAACUCACUGGCCACUGUCUUUCUCGAAGAUCUCAUCAAGCCAAUAUACUACAGGGUAAAAGAACUCAACAUGGAGGAGGGAAUGGCAACAGUUAUAUCAAAGAUUCUAGCUGUUGUCCUUGGGUUCACCACGCUGGGUCUCGCUUUCCUCGCAAAGUUGAUGCCUUCCACUCUUGUACAGAUCUCACUGAGUAUAUUCGGCAUGGCUGGCGGGCCGAUACUCGCUGUCUUCACGGUGGGCAUGUUUCUUCCUUUCGUUAAUUCUUGGGGUGCCGGGGUCGGUUUCUUCCUAAGCAUUGUCACAUCAUUCUGGUUGGGCAUCGGAGCUGUCGUAGUCAAGCAUCCCCUGCCGGUUCUUCCAGUAUCAACCAAUUCAUGUGCCAUUGUCAACACCUCGUUUACUGAGAAUGGGUUCGAAAACAUGACAACUAUUUUGACAACCAUGUCCACAGAAAGUCCGACAAUCUCUGUCCUGCCAACAACGACCUCCACAGGGUAUAGUGAUAUCUACAAAAUCUCCUAUUUAUACUACAGUCCUAUCUGUAUCAUUGUGAUGUUUUUGGUGGCUCCUCUUGUUAGUUGGAUGACAGGUUUCAAUAGAAGAAAAAAGGUCGAUAGGAGGUUAAUCUACCCCCUCUGUGAUCGCAUUUGCUGUUGUUUGCCGGAAAGGGUGCGACGAUUUCUCCGUUGUGAAACUCAAACUUUUGUAAUUGCUGAAUCGACAUAUGACCCAGUUGAAAAGCCCAUAGAACUGGGGUCCAACGGACAGGUUAUUCCAACCAACCAAUCACAAGUCGUUCUGACUGACCAAGACGCGUCCUCAAAUUCAGGUGAAGUGAACUUUGCCAAUAGUAACGUGGAGGAAUGUCCUAUCCAUGACACGGAUGUUGUGCUGAAUGGAAAAUAUCAAUCACUAAAGCAGAGAACUACAGACGAAACUGAAGGAUUAUAGCAUUUGCUGUCUCGAUAGGAGACGUUAUUUUCCACUGGUCAAAAUCGGGAUGAAAUAUUCCUAGAACACUGGCCCUUGAUUAGGGUGUAGAGGUCUGAUUUUGAUUCCGACCUGAUCUCUAGCAUUAGCGAAUCAAAUUCAUUUCUGUGUUAAAUUUUUAAUCUGUGUACGCCUUAUAUGUUCAUCUAAGGGGUCGAAAUGCGAAUGGUGCAAGAACUAGUUUUGUAAUAGUUUUCUCUUCGUAUAAAUCCAAAUCAUGGAAAUUCAUCACUGUGAAAUCUCCAAGUCAUGAUUCUAAAACUUGAGGGCCAGGAAAUAAAGGGGGUUUACAGUAUCGUUUUGGCUGGAGUUAAUUUGAGAAACCGUUUUGUGAUUUAAACAUAUCAAUAAAGUCAGGGCCUUGAUUUGGUCUUUGCUUUGACAUAUCAUCGGAGAUGAAAUUGGUUGAUGAAAUUUUGUUUUUAAGACAAAAUUUUAUGUUCGCUGCCUUAAUCUAAUGAUAAUGCAUUAGAGUUGAAAUUUGCACAUUUCAAGUCGGUGUUUGCCUCUCAAAUUUGGGAGGCAAACACCAGAUUAAUUUGGUAAUGUUUGCAAAUGCUGUAUUUGCAUAUAAACGGUUAUUUAAACAUUACUAAAUCGAUAGUUUUCAAGAUGGUGACUGAGCUGUGGUGAAUAACUGUACCGUAUUUGUGAUUUAGGUGCCAUUGUAAGAUAAUGACCAUGUGGCAUGAGCGUUAGUUCAAAGAGUGAUUUUUGUGAAGAAAAAAAAUAACGGAAAAAAAUAGGCACGAGUUAAGUUUAACACCUGGUUAGUGACUUGUGUGGAAUUAAAGUUAACGUCCGGUUAUUGGCACCUGGUUCGGUGUUAAACUUAACACCUGGUUAGUGACUUCCCAUUUGGUGUUCAUCAUCAUCAUCAAUAAUAUCUAAGGCAGUGUCCUGUGGAUAUGGAUAUUGACGGUUUGCAAAUGCUUUUGAAACGCGAGCCGCGCAGGUGUGAUUGGUGUUGAGCUUGUUCUACAGUAUGUUUCAUUGCAGUGAGAUCACAACUUAAAACAUUGUCCUUUGACUCUCUCGCUAGGCAGUUUUAAAAAUGAGGUGCCUAGCCAACGUUAAUUCCCUUAAAAGUCAAAUCUAAGGUCUCGCCAAGUUUUGUCCAGGGCGGCCUUGAAGCCCUGUACUGUCUUGACUGCGACAACAUCACCUGGCAGGUUAUUCCAUGGGUUCACGACCCGCUCACAGAAACUCAGUCGCCUCAGUUCGGUGUUCACUCGCCUUUUUGGCUCACCGUAGGGGAGUCUAUACAACACCGCAGUGUCCGUCGUCCGUCGUCGUCGUCGUCGUCGUCGUUGUCCGUCGUAUCCUAGUUCAAAAACAGUGGCACGUUUUUUAACCGCUAGGCCUAUGAACUUAAAACUUUGAACACAUGACCCCCUAGGUCAGAUGACCCGUGACACUAAAUUUCUGUCCGAUCUGAUUCUCUACUUGGCCACCAGGGGGCCAAAUGUGGAUAUCUAAAAAGUGUGAUAUCUCGCUUAUUAGUGACUUGUUUUCGAUAAAAUUUUUGUGGUAGGUACUCAUAGCAAGGAUACAUCAUAUAUCUUACGGGUUUUUAAUUUGAUCUACUUUUCAAGGUCGCAGAGGUCAAAUGGCGUGAAUUGGCCGUUUGAGUGUAACUAUGGCACGUUUCUCAACCACCAAAGCUAUUAGCUUGAAACUUGGUACAUAUAACCCCCUAUAUCAGAUAACCUCUGGUGCUGAAUUUCAGCCUGAUCUGAUUCUUGACUUUGCCACCAGGGGGCCAAAACAGAAAAAGUAAGAAGUGCAAUAGCCUGUUUAUUAGCAAAUUGUUUUUGAUGAAAUUUUUAUGGCAGGGACCCCUAGCAAGGUUACCUCAGAUGUUGCACGAUUUUUCGGAUUUGACCUACUUUUUAAGGUCGCAGAGGUCAAAUGGCGUAAAUUUGCCGUUUGAGUGUAACUAUGGCACGUUUCUCAACCGCAACAGUAAUGAACUUGAAACUUUGAACAAAUGACCCCCUAGGUCAGUUGACCUUUUACACUGAAUUUUGGUUCGGUCUGAUUAUUGACUUGGCCACCAGGGGGCCCAAACUCAAAACUCAAAAAGUGUGAUUUCUCGCUUAUUACUGAUUUGUUUUUGAUAAAAGUUUCAUGUUAGGUACUCCUAGCAAGGAUACAUCACAUAUCUUAUGGGUUUUUGAUUUGACCCACCUUUCAAGUUCACAGAGGUCAAAGUUGAAAACUUUACCGUUCUUGGUACGUUUUGUUGUUGUUCAAUGUAAAGGGUUUUAAUUUUGUGUAAUGAUGCAUCUAAGAAGCCACUAUUUGUAUGCCAAGUUUCAGCCAGAUCGGAAUUCAAAUAUGGCCGAAAUUUCAUGUUUUGUGGGUUUUUCCUCGUAUUGUGGCAAUCCAAAGGUCGUGAGUUCAAACCCCGGUCAAGGACAGCCAAAAAUAUUUUUAUUUUUCAUCUUUUCCUUUUUUCUUUUCUGAGUUCUAUCUUACAUUUUCUUCAUUAUUUGAUUUAUUUGGUGCCAUAGAUUUAAUUAGGCGGCCAUCUUGGAAAUCGUUUUUUGCCGAUUGCUGUAGUGUAACGAGUGAUGAAAUUGUUAUGGUCAGGUGGAUGUGUCUACAUCACAUAUCACCCUGGUUUGUUAUUUGACCUACCUGUCAGGGUCACUGAGGUCAAAGUUAAAAAUAUAUUCACCAUUGUCAUACUGUAGCACUUUCUGUAACUGUCUACUAAAAAUACUUACGGUGAGCACAAUGGCCCCUGGCCGUUUCAUUUUUUGAAGCUUGUGGUCGUGGCCCCUGGUCCGCCGUAAGUUCACUGGGGCAGGGGGGAGCAGUUUCUCGACAUCCCCACCACUAAGUCCUUGGAUAUACUUGAAGGUCUGAAUCAUAUCUCCUCUAGCUCUCCUGUAGGCCAGAGAGUGGAGGUUCAGCGUUUCUAACCUUUGAUGAUACGGCUGGGUUCUUAUCGCUGUGGCCAGUUUAGUUGCCCUCCUUUGGACAGACUCUAGGGUGCUCUUAUCUUUCUUAUGCUUUAAGAACAGGGCCUGGUUGCAGAAUUCAAGGUGAGGGCGCACUAGCGUAGAGUAAAGCGUCUUUAUCACAGGCACACUCCUCGAUGACACGUUACGUUUAAUUGUCCAUAGGAUCCGGUUUGCCUUUGCUGCAGUGUCCGUGACGUGUUGGGAAAAAGAGAGAUUUGGAGUGACUUUAUACCCAAGGUCUUUCUCGGCAUCGCUAGCUCUUAGGUUCGUCCUCGCAUGGCCUAGUCCGAUUGAGUAAUCCACACAUGGGUUAUUACACCCGAUAUGUAGGCAACUACAUUUGACGGGGUUCGGGGUAAGUAGCCAUUUCAGGCACCAGCGACUCAGCCUGUCAAUGUCCUCCUGUAGGAUAAGACUGUCCAGGAUCCUCCUGAUACUCCUAUAGAUUUUCAAAUCAUCUGCCAGAAGCUUUCCACUUGAGUCGAACAUCUGUGGUAUGUCGUUGACAUACAGGACGAAUAGGAUGGGCCCCAGGACACUGCCUUGGGGGAUCCCACUCAUCACUGGACUCAUUUCCGACGCUACACCCUGUACUGUUAUGUACAUAGUACGGUCCGUGAGGAAGCUCCGUGUCCAUUUUAACAACUGUUCGCAUACACCCAUGGCCUGCAGUUUGAUUAACAAGCGACGAUGUGGCACUGUUUCGAACGCCUUGCUGAAGUCGACGUAGAUCACAUCGACAGGCUCCUUGUUGUCUAGUCGCUGAGUGAUGUCAUCAAAUGUCUCAAUGAGGUUUGUCUGACACCCCUUCCUCGGCAGGAAGCCGUGUUGAUGGCUUCAGGUGACCAGAUGAUACCAUGAAUUCUAGGAACGCCUCCCUGAUGAAUGACUCAAGUAUCUUGCAUAGUGUUAAAAUUAACAUCUGGUUAGUGACUUCCGGUUGGGUGUUAAAGUUAAUGUUUGGUUAGUGACUUCCCGUUUGGUGUUAAAGUUAACGUCUGGUUAGUGACUUCCCGUUUGGUGUUAAAAUUAGCACCUGGUUAGUGACUUCCAGUUGGGUGUUAAAGUUAACGUCUGGUUAGUGACUUCCGGUUUGGUGUUAAAGUUAACGUCUGGUUAGUGACCUCUGGUUUGGUGUUAAAGUUAACGUCUGGUUAGUGACUUCCGGUUUGGUGUUAAAGUUAAAACCUUGUAAGUGAUUUCCGGUUUGGUGUCAAAGUUAACAUCUUGUUAGUGACUUCCUGUUUGGUGUUGGAGUUUACACCAGGCUAGUGACUGGCAGUAACUACUUUUAAACUACUUGGCCCUGGUGUCAGAUGAGAUAAAAUGAUCAUGAAUCUUGUAUUUUCCUUAUUUGGUAAGGUGGUACAGUUACAACCAUAUUACAAUUAUAGCAUUUGUGUAUAUAUGAUGUUUACUGCCAACUGUUUUCUGCACUGUCAGUGCUUUAAUUGUAGCAGGGAUAAUUGUACCACUUCACCUUACCAUUUGGAAAUAAAGAUUGCGUGAAGAAUUGCAUCCCUUGCUAGAAUAGUAUUUACCACCGUUGUUGUGAAAAAUGAUCUCGAUAUACAUGAAAACGCAUGUAUGUUAAAUUUGUGGUGUGGGUUGAGUCCAUUUCAAAAUCAUGUCUCAGUAGACACUGAUUCUACUCUCAAAAUGCUUGUCGGCUGGUUGCUUGAGAUUUGGUAGUUUCGUUUGAAUUUCUUAUAAUAAGGCAAUAUGGUAAACGCCAAAAUGUGUGCAUUUAUUUUCGCCUUUGAAUAAAUGAUCACAAAAAUAUAUGGCCGAAAAAAAAACGCUUAGAGGGUUGUCUGAAUGUCAACUUAAAGGGACAACUUGGGUAUGAGAUAUGUUGGUUUUUCAUAGAAAAAUGGCUUCCAGCAGGACCGUGACAUCACCAGACAGGAUCAUUAAAAAAUAGUGGAACUGCAAUAAACAAUGCACUAGAACGGGGUGAAAUUCACAAGCCAAGUCCAAAACUGCCUCGUAACACUUGCGAAAAUCAUUAUUGGAGAUCAGCAUUGGUGUGAUGCCACAGGUGGCGGCGCAUGGUGGCCAGAAGGGGUAUUAUCCUCCUGGCUUGGUGAAUCCUGCACCCAAGUUGUCCCUUUAAAGUCACCAGUACACCAAAGAUGUGAUUUCAUGAAAGUGCAAAAGUAUGAUGGCCAGAAUUAUUUUUGAGUUUACUGUAUGUGUCUUUCGACAGUGUGAUGAUGUCGCGACAGUUUUUGGGGUGUUUAGCUCACCUGGGGUGCUUAUGUCAUCACCUCUUGUCUGUCGUCCGACAACAAUGGUAGCACGUUUGCUCACUGUUGAGUCUAGGAAGUUGAAACUUGGUGUGUGGAUGUCUUAUGACAACAGUGGCUGGCAGGUCAAACUCUAAAAGUGUCAUAGAUAGUGCCACAAUUUGUCAUAUUAUAAUGUUUAUUUAACCUCCAUGUCUCAUUUCAUCUGGCACUUAAUCAUUCCCAGGUGAGCACAAUGUCCCCAGGACAUUUUGACAAUGGGUGCAGGGCUUCUUAUUUUGUAGUGGUUCAAGGAACUGGCGGAGCAUUCGGCCACUGUGAAGUAUUCAGGGAUAUGGGACUGAACUUGAAAGUUGAUGUGUGAGACAUCCUGUGAUCAGUUUGCAAUUCAUGUCAUUUACAUAAUGGUUCAUGGCAUCACAUUAUUUUAGGCCUACGCCGUUCGUUAAAAACUUUGAAUUUUUUAAUUGAAUUUAAAAUGUCCAAUUGCGGAAAUACGUACUAAAUAUAAAUUUCAACAUUGCUGUUGUGUAGACUGAUAUACAAAUACUAUGAAUACCAAGUUUAAACAAAUUUGUAUUCAUAAUAAAUGCACUACGGCAUUGUGUAUUAGUGGAUUUCUAUUUGACUGGACAACAUUACGAAUGGCGUACCCCUUUAAAUAGUUGCAUGGUUCAAUCAUCCAUCAUAAAAUGUUCAUGAAGGUAUUAAAAUUGUUUUGAUAAGUGAUAAUGAGAAUUGUGUGAAUCGACUUGCCAAGGCCGUUUCACAUGGAUAAUACAUUUGUGUGUACAUAUUGAUCAAACUCUAUUUAAUAAAAAGAAAAAUGC
Messenger RNA from Lineus longissimus, 8161 nucleotides. RefSeq names its product sodium-coupled monocarboxylate transporter 1-like. Gene Ontology annotation, biological process: transmembrane transport; sodium ion transport. The transcript has 14 exons. Gene Ontology annotation, molecular function: symporter activity. The record is from RefSeq and is a predicted model, not a curated record. Gene Ontology annotation, cellular component: membrane. Lineage: Eukaryota; Metazoa; Nemertea; Pilidiophora; Heteronemertea; Lineidae. Bases 47 to 2071 code for a protein of 674 amino acids.